CUGUUGUGAACCACUUCAGCUUGUCGCCAUAACAAGCCCACACUAGUGUGGCUAUGGAUACUAGCUCGCCUCCAUGCUUUCAGGCUUGCGAGCUCGCCUAUUUUCGUAUUGCCUUUCAGCUCGGCCAUUGUCGAGGUCGGCCUCAAGCUGUUCAGGCUGUCCAUCAUAGCUACAACACUGACCCAUUGCCGCUUCCAUCCCAGUGUUUGGUCCGAUUGUCGUCCAUCAUGCCUGGGCACAAGUUGCAGUCCAAUCUCAAGUUUCCGAUCGAACAAGUUGCUGUCUUGGACGAUGCGAUAAAAUGUGUGGCCCUCCAUUCUGAAGAUGAUUCUGAAGAUGGAGUCUUAGCAACGGCAAACAAAUUAAAAGAAAAAAUUGGCACCAAUGGGAAGAAGAAGUAUUUGUUUGGGCUGUGUCUCAAUCCCAUGUAUCCUUACCAACUUAGCAAGAAGGCAGAGCAGCAACGCAGAGACAUUGUGAAACAUUGGCAAGAUAUUUGUCGAUUCAAGAACAUCCAAUUUUCCCAUCAGCAGCAAGAGAAAGUGGAAGAGGCGGUUGAUGGUUUCAUGAACUUUGAAUCGAGAAAGGAAGUUUUGAACAAUAUCAUGAAGGCACUGCAAAGUCCUAGCAUCAACACCGUGGCAGUGUACGGGGAGGAUGGUAUCGGGAAGACCAAGCUCGUAAGAGAAAUUAAAAGAAGAGCCAAAGAAGUGAAGUUGUUCGAUGCUAUUGUUAUGGCAACCGUGAGGAUGAAUCCAGACUUACCAAGAAUUCAAGAUGAAAUUGCAUAUGGCUUGGGUCUGCAUCGAGUUUCUAAUGAACAUACAUCUCAACAAGCUUUCAAUCUGGGAAACGCAAGGCUAACGGAAAAGAAGGACGUCUUUGUAAUUUUGGAAGAUGUUUGGGAGGCAGAAAUGUAUUCAAAGUUGCGUGAGAGACUUCCUUUGAUAGAUGAGAAACAGAACAGCUUAUCAUCUUACAAAAUUCUGCUAACCUCUACAGAUCGAGCUGUUCUAUUUAAUCUAUCUGAAGAACAAUUUGAAAUUCACCCAUUAAAAGAAAAAGAAGAUUGGGAGCUGCUUAAGAAGAUAGCUAUCAACAGGUAUGAAAGUAUUCCCUUGCCGUUUUAUGCAAACGAAGAGAUUGUCAAGAAGUGUAACAAAUUGCGCAUUGCUGUUGCAACACUUGCAAAGGCCUUGAAGAGCCGGAUCCAGGAACUCCAACAAACUUUCUUGCUUUGUUGUCUAAUGGGUCAUAAUGCAGCCAUCGAAGACUUGUCGAAAUAUGCUCUAGGCUUGGGCUUGUACAAUGGAGUCAACUCUAUACAGGAAGCAAAAAUUAAAGUAUCAAAGUCGGUGUCUAAACUCAGAAAAUCUUCUCUGUUGCUGGAUAGUGGCAGCGAUCUCCACUUUGAUAUGCAUGAUCUUGCUCGGAAUUUUGCUAUAUCAUCAAUUGCUUUUGGAGAAGUAGAACUAGACAACUGGUCGACAACAACGGAAAGCAUCAAAUGGAUUUAUUUAUCAAAUGGUUUUGGUAAUGAUCAGCUUCCAGAUAAGUUGAACGGUCGGGAGCUCACUUUCUUUCAUUUGUCUCUAGAGGAUCCUUCUAAACCAAUUCCACCGUACUUUUUUAGGGAUAUGGGAAAACUCAAAAGAGAGCUGAAGAAUUUGCAAGUCCUCAGCCUUGCGGGAUGUAAUAUUGAAGAGCUGCCAAAGAAGUUGGUAGAUUUGACUGAUUGUACCGAACUCAAAGUAACUGAACCGGGUGUCUUGUCAGGUUUGACCAGAUUAGAAGAACUAUACAUGAGAAACAGUUUCGAACAAUGGGCGAUGCAGGAUGUUAAGGAGCAGGAAAAUAAAAACGCCAGCCUUGCUGACUCAAAGCAUUUGAGUCUCACUGCUAUAGAGGUAGCCAUUUGCAAUAUCAAGGUUGUGUCUCCCUGGGUUGAACUGACGAAGUUGAUCAUUGAGGGUUGUGAUAAUUUAGAAUGCAUAUUCUCAUCUUCUAUGGCUAGAGAUCAAAAGAUGCUUGAACACCUUGAGAUAAGGAAAUGCAAGAGGAUGAGAGAGAUUAUUCUUGAAGAGAAUGUAGAAGGAAAUAAGAGUUUGAUUUUCCCACGGUUGAACUUUUUGCAGAUAGAAGAUCUUGAAAUCCUCGUCAAAUUCUAUUUGGGAAAUUGUAUUGUUGAAUUCCCAACAUUGAAGAAAAUGCAAGUACUGAACUGCCCAAAAUUGGAAGGAUUCACUGAUAAGCAUUCUGCAAGCACACACACUCUUUAAUGAACAGGUAAGUUUUCCUCAUUUAGCUAGCAUUUGGCUUUUACUUUUGAAACUACUCGUUCUCAUCUUUCACAGAAUUGGAUUAUUUGCAUUUAGGUAUAAGUUUUAACAUACGUGUUAAAUAUAUUUAAUUAAUCAAA
Messenger RNA from Rubroshorea leprosula, 2419 nucleotides. NCBI's taxonomy places the organism in Eukaryota, Viridiplantae, Streptophyta, Magnoliopsida, Malvales, Dipterocarpaceae. The record is from the annotation of a GenBank genome assembly.